AUGGAGGACCGAUUGUGGUCUUCUUUACAGGAGAGUGGCUGCAGCUGUGUCCCACUGAUUAGAAAAUUUUAUGCAACCCCCUGGCAUGUGGCUUGUGCAGUCGAUGAUGCGGAUGACUGUGCAAUUUUGAUUGGACAGGCGACAGAGGGCCUGGAUCAAUCGGACCUGGAACGAGAGGGUGAACUCCUUUGGACAUGGAUUUCAGGCCAGACAGAUAUGUUGAAACGGCUGCAACUAAAGAUUUUGAGCAAGGCGCGGAAAGUGGAAGCUUUCGUCCGUGAUACUCCUGCUGCUUCAGACGUAUAUUCGCAACAAGUGAGUGGUUCGAUUGAGCUGCAGAAGAAGGUCAGCAGAUCACAGAUUCGUUGGUUGUCUGGAAAUACUGGGUCUCCGGCAGAAGCUGAGAAGGUGGCAAAGAAGUUUUGGGGCAUGGUUCUGGUACAAAUCAUGCUGGAAGCAAAGCUGCCAAUUUGCGAUGUGCCAGCAGACACCGAAGAACAGCGGGCAAAUUUUGCGUUCCGUGCCUUGGGUGUUAGGCGUUCCAAAACUCUGAGGAAUCGAGCCAGGUGCUGGAAGAAGGCGCGACAAUGGUUUCAGAAUGUUAAGAACGUCGUUUUCCCGAAAAUUGCUGGGGAUGUUUUGGACUAUUUGGUCUUCUUGGAGCAGGAGGUAGGGACCAAGACUUGCAUCGAUGAGUUCAUGGCUGCAUUAUCUGUCCUGGAGGAUGCUGGUCAGGUCCCUACCCCUGCACAACUUUCGAAGGAUCGAUUGGUCGUUUCGGCCUCCAAGAGUUAUAUGGCAGAUCUGAAGGAAGGCAGAACUUCGCAUAAGCAGGCUCCACCUCUGACAGUAUCGAUGCUCGUUGCUUUGGAGAUCUUCGUUUGUGCGCAGGAAAACCCGACAUAUGGACGCUGCUUGGCCUGGGCGUGUUUGAUCUGCGUUUGGGCAUGCAUGAGGGUCUCAGACUUGCAGGGCAUCGAUGUGAACAGAUUGUUUCUCUAUGCAUCGGGGCUGAAGGGUGUCUUGACUGAGGUUCCUUUCUUCAUACGUCGAGACGCCAACCUCUCGGGCCAGGUUACGGAUCAGACGUGGCAAAACAGUGGUACGACGCUGGUCCCGAGCGCCUGUUAUUUAUUUUGGACUGGUCAUAGCAUGAGACACGUCCUUCCCACUUUGGCGGCCACAUUUGGGGAGCCGAAGGAGCGUCGGGACUACCUUGGUCGAUGGCACGUGGGCCUGCAGCAGAGCGCUGAUUACAUUCACACCUGCCGGCAGAUUGUUCACGAUGUGCAGCGUUUGGUUUGCGCCCAUUUGUCUGGCGGUGCGCCGGGGUACGAUGAGGAUGAGCUUUUUGAUCAGCUGGCCGCUUGGUUGAGGGGUCGUGGCGAGGACCCCGAUCCUUUGAUCAGACCUUUCAAGAUCCUUCGUUCGGUCAAUGGACACACCGUGCUGAAUCAACGCUGGCCUCUACUGGAUAACUCGGCUUUUGGUUUGGUGCCAGAACCCCCAGUCACUGCAGUGGAGAAUCCGGAUGUGGGAUCAAAACCAUCUCCCUUUUGGGCCAGCGUCAGCCGACACUCACGACAUCGUCGACUGCACAUUCGUGAUGGAUGUUGGGUAUGCCCCAGCUCAUGUUUCCAGGUUGAGGACAUCUGGGAGGUCACACCGAGCGUUGCGGAUAGCUUUUGCAAGCUCUGCUAUCGGGAUCAGGGGGCUGAUACUUUGUCUUCUAGCUCGGGAGAUUCGUCUUCCACGGAGAUUGGGAUCCUCCGGAUGAUGAGUAGAGUUGACGUGUGGCUUAGCUGUGAUCUCAGCCCAUGGAGGUGGACUGGGAUUGACUUCUGUGCAAGCGAUCCGACUUGCAUCUGA
Symbiodinium natans is the source of this 1869-nucleotide messenger RNA. NCBI's taxonomy places the organism in Eukaryota, Dinophyceae, Suessiales, Symbiodiniaceae. The record is from the annotation of a GenBank genome assembly.